UACCUUUAUUUGUUGACAAACCUGCAAAUACAAAACUCAAUUUAUAUUAAUACGUUUUUAAUGAUGUAAAAUACCAAUGGAGUAAAAAAAAUAUCUGAAGUAACUUUCAAAACAUAUGAAUGCGCAUCUCUUAUAUACACCCAUCACGCACUUCCCACAGCUAUCUACAGCUCCCAUUUAAUGCUUUCGUACACUGCCACCAACAUUAUCAGAAGACGAAUUCGCAUUCGCAACUGCAUCAUCACCUUCAACCGCUAUUUCCGCAUUACUAAAUACAAUAAAUCCAAUACACAUGAGAUCAUAAAAUUACUGCAACUGCAUAUGUACGAUCGACUAUGGAUCGCAGCAAAAAUAAUAGUUUAGAAUUUGGUAAGAACUCAGCGGCGUCGGCCGCCAAUGCAGGCGCAAUGUCAGCACCCUGGGCGAAUAAUAAGGAGUCUGCGUCACAGCCGAAUGAGGAUGAUUCGCCGGAGGAUGACGCUGAUACUGCCACACCAGCAAAGGUUACCGAUCCAUUGGCGCCAAAACUGGCCAAUAAUGAGCGCGUGCUCGUCGUUUCCGUCACAGAGCGCACCCGUGAGACGUGGAGUCAGAAAGCGGAGUUCUUAUUAGCAGUCAUUGGUUUCGCUGUCGAUUUGGGUAAUGUUUGGCGCUUUCCCUAUAUUUGCUAUCAAAAUGGCGGCGGUGCUUUCCUCAUACCCUACUGUGUGAUGCUGAUAUUUGGAGGCUUGCCGCUCUUCUAUAUGGAACUGGCGUUGGGUCAAUUUCAUCGUUGCGGUUGUUUGAGUAUAUGGAAGCGCAUUUGCCCGGCACUUAAAGGUAAAUUAAAAAAAAGGAAACAAAAUACUACCUAGGUACAAAGCGCAAUACUUUGCCAUUAAGCGCUCAAGGAUAUACACAUAAAACGAAAGCAGGAAAGCAAAUAUCUUAAGCAUGCCAUGGGGGAAAUAUAAAGGAGGCAAUAAAAAAAAACCAACAACUUGUUGAUUCUUUAUUCGAGCGCAAGCGUAUUUAUCGCAAAUCAAGCAAAUUCCACAGGUGGCUGCUCCGUAUUUUGCUCUGUAUUGUUGCAUUUUCCUUAAGGCCGUACAAUUCGUUUCCUGUGCUGUUUGGAUAGCUUGUUGUGGCUGCACUUUUAAUCCCACGUGAUUUCUC
This is a messenger RNA of Rhagoletis zephyria (snowberry fruit fly), 1155 nucleotides long. Its product is annotated as sodium-dependent serotonin transporter-like. Gene Ontology annotation, cellular component: synapse; plasma membrane; neuron projection. Gene Ontology annotation, biological process: serotonin uptake; sodium ion transmembrane transport; amino acid transport. The record is from RefSeq and is a predicted model, not a curated record. NCBI's taxonomy places the organism in Eukaryota, Metazoa, Arthropoda, Insecta, Diptera, Tephritidae. Gene Ontology annotation, molecular function: serotonin:sodium:chloride symporter activity; serotonin binding.